Emiliania huxleyi CCMP1516 is the source of this 1344-nucleotide messenger RNA. RefSeq lists its product as hypothetical. Bases 1 to 1344 code for a protein of 447 amino acids. Gene Ontology annotation, biological process: xyloglucan biosynthetic process. Gene Ontology annotation, molecular function: hexosyltransferase activity. Gene Ontology annotation, cellular component: membrane; endosome; trans-Golgi network. Lineage: Eukaryota; Haptophyta; Isochrysidales; Noelaerhabdaceae. The transcript is spliced from 12 exons. The record is from RefSeq and is a predicted model, not a curated record.
AUGUCGCUCACCAUCCUGCUGCACGUCGCACAGAUCGUGCUGUACCCACCGCUCGAUGCAGCCAGCCAGCGGUCGGUGCGACAGAGCCAACCGCCAGCAACCGCGAUAGAGCCGGCCAUUUUGCGACCACUGGCGACCACUGCGGCGGCGGUAAGGGGAGGCGGCGGCGGCGAGCGGCUGAUGAUUGUGACUGCGACGCAGCCCGGCCCGUGUACCACCCGGCGCGGUGACCACGUGCUGAGCCUAGCGCUCAAGAAUAAGUGGCAGUUUGCGACGAUGCACGGGCACGGCAUGUGGCUGUCGAGCGAGCUGCUCUCGCCGUGGGACCUGGCCGGUCAAUGGAACAAGGUCGCCGUCCUCGCGGCGCUCAUGCAGCCCGCGUCUGAGGCGCGCGGUGGCGCCUCGUGGCUUCUCUGGGCGGACGACGACGUCCUCUUCUCGGAUAUGUCCUUCCGCUUCCCGCUCGGCCAGUACGAGGCGCAGGAGGCGUGGCUAGUGCUGUGGGGCGACGAGCGGAUGACAUACGAGCUCGGCGACUCGGAGGGGGUCAACACAGGGACGAUGCUGCUGCGCGUGUGCGAUUGGUCGCGCACCUCGACGCUGCACUACGUGCUCCGCUCGGGCUGGCACCCGCGCGUCGCGCUCAACAAGGGCGAGAAGGAGGUGCACCACUUCUCCCUCGACGACAACCACGCCAUGGGCCCGGCCCGCUACCAGGCGCGGGAGGGGGCGGCGACACAGCAAGCACGGUGGGACGGCGAGGGCGCGCAGCUGGGCACUUGCCCAGGCCGGGAGGACGAGGUGCUGCGGCGCGCGUUUGCGCUGCUCCCCUUCGCCAAGGUCGUGCUGCUGCUGCGCGAGCCUGCGGCGCACCUCGCCUCCUCCUCCAGCAGCAGCGUGAUGGCGUUGGAGCACGGCGUAAGCGGCUGGGAGCGCACGUCGGCGCUCGGCGGGAGGGACGGAAUGGUCACAUCUUGUCGUCGUGGGCAGGUCAAGGAGCAUGCAGUGGGCCCGUUCCAGCUCGCCGCCGCCCUCAAGGUGUGGGCGCGCUGCCAAACGCCGGGCGGCGACGGCCUCGACGCGUCGUGCCUCGGCGCCGAUUUUGUCGAGAAGCUCCCCAAUCGCACGCGGCGCGAGCGGCGCGAAAUCGACGUGUGCCUCGCAGCGCUGGAAGCCGACGCGCCCCCCCUCUCGUUGGGUGGCCGCCGCUGCCUCGGGCUGCCGAUCCUCUCGCAGCGCAAGCUGUACAAGCGGAUGGAGGACGGCGCGUACGUCUAUCGAUCGAUACGAGCCGCGGUGCGGGUGCGGGUGCGGUGCAUUAGCGGCGGAACUGCGUGCAACUGA